Messenger RNA from Rhipicephalus sanguineus (brown dog tick), 1559 nucleotides. RefSeq lists its product as uncharacterized. NCBI's taxonomy places the organism in Eukaryota, Metazoa, Arthropoda, Arachnida, Ixodida, Ixodidae. The record is from RefSeq and is a predicted model, not a curated record. The transcript has 2 exons. The coding region runs from base 18 to 1220 and encodes 400 amino acids.
CAAAUCGGCAAAUCGGAAUGGGCACGAUUGGACGAUGCUCUCCGGCCCCUAAUCAAGAAGACUCUCUACCAGGGAACGCUGCCAACGACUACGUCUACGGUAGCGCAGCAGCCGGAGCAGCGGGCAUCCCCGUCGCAGCUGACACCAGCGACGCCUGCCGAGUGGACAACGCCUUCAAGCUGUUAACAUCAGCCGAUCUCGAGAUUCGGGAGAUGGCCCUGGAUGCACCAACUAAAAAUGUUUCUAAGCGUAUUCGCAGGUCAGCCACCCUCGAGGAGAUCUCGGGUUACCUGAGCGACGAGCUGGGCGGAGUUUUCCAGGAGGCACGAGCGAUGCAGCUCCAGUCGGUGUGGACAGAGGCACGAAAAGCCUCCCGCCGGCUGGACGUCACCUGGCAGCUGUUCGAAGAAGGGGGGAUCAGUAUAACCUGCGGUGACGACACCCUCACGCCGAAACACCGCACUAAGGUGGUGAGAACACUGCGUUAUAGGAUGAUGUGCUCCCGAGAUCGUGCUCUGCACGAAAAACCCAAUCAGGGUAAAGCAAUGGAGUGCGUCGCAGCGGAUCCUUGCAGUUCCCACUUUAUGCGGUCCGGCGGUUUCACCCGAUUCUGCGACUGGCGCUUCAUCCACAAGGCACGCCUCGGACUGCUGCCCGUGAAUGGAGCGAGGCCCUGGGCAUCCACCGCCGGCAAGCGGUGUCGAGUGUGCGGGUACGCAAUGGAAACGCUACCGCGCGUCCUGGGUCACUGCAUGCGCCACAGUGUGGCGUACACCAGUCGCCACAACAGUAUUGUUAAUCGAGUGAAACAUGCUGCUUGCAGGAACUUCACGGUCACGCACGAGAACCGUCCGGUUGGUGACACCAACCUUCGCCCCGACCUCGUUCUCGCCAGGGGGGAGGAGGCGAUCAUCGUGGACGUGACCUGCCCAUUCGAGAAUCGUCUAGAGGCCUUCGAAGCAGCCCGUACGGUGAAGGAACGCAAGUACCAACCCGUCCGGGACUACCUGCUUCGCCGCUACCAGAGGGUCAGCAUCGAGGCAAUCGUCGUCGGUAUGCUUGGCUCCUGGGACCCGGCCAACGACAGAGUCCUGAAAAGGCUCUGCAGCAGGAGGUAUCUCCGGCUACUCAAGGAGCUUGCGGUUAGCGAGACGAUCGCAGCCUCUAGAGAAGUGUACAGCGCGCACGUGGCAAAUAGGAGAGGGGAGACAGCUCCCUAAGUGGUACUUCCGCCUAGCCACGGACGUGAUUUAUAACUUCAUCAUUCCAAUAAAUAAAUACUACACGCACAGAGCGAAUAAAACACAGCACACCAACACAACGCCUUCCACCUUCCGGAGGAAAGCGACAAAAAUAAGAACAAGUUUGUCCUUCAGGAUCAAAAAUGUUAUUAGCAUUUUUGAAAAAACUCUGUUCUUAUCAGCUUGAUAUCUGAUAUGGGUCCUAUUUGGACCCAAGAUAUUAAACUUAUUUUUCGAAUGGGGCGGAGUGCUUGAGGCUUGCUUGACCUCCGCCACGGGUUGGCCCGGUAUUGCACUAUCUCCGGGAUCGGCCCACUC